Molecule: messenger RNA, 1296 nt
Organism: Durotheca rogersii
Lineage: Eukaryota; Fungi; Ascomycota; Sordariomycetes; Xylariales; Xylariaceae
Exons: 2
Coding region: 1-1296 (431 amino acids)
Cellular component (GO): transcription factor TFIIH holo complex
Source: RefSeq, a predicted model, not a curated record
AUGGCUGAGACGCCGGCUUCCACGUACGCCAGCUCGCCGCCUAUCGCCGGCGCAUUCCCACCCGUCGCCGCCGGCCACUCCCUCCCCUCGCCCGCCCCGAGCACCGCCUCGAGCCGAGCGGCAGCCACUUUGCCGCACCCGCGGUCGAAACCGUUGAUGCGCGGGUCGCGGAAGGAGGACUACGCGAGGAAUUACGUCUCGGAUCGGCUCAUGCACAUCUCCCGCCGUUACGUCAAGAAACACGGCAUCCCUGACCCCGCCGACGAAGUCAAGGGCUACGAUAGCAUGGAUGAGGUGUGCGAGGAUCUCGAGGAAGUCGUCAACGUCCUUUGGUUUUCGGGUACCCCCAGCCUGCAGAUCCCGUACCUCCUUAAUGUCGCGCUCGCUUUCAACACCUACCUGCCGUCUUUCGCGCCGUCGCCGCGCCCCACGUUCGCGCUGCUCAAGAAGCUGGACCACUGCUUCGCGAGCCUGCUCGUAGGACGCGACGUCAAGUCGGGGGAGCCGCUCCCGGGCUUCCAGCAGCGCCGCGACCCCGGCUUCAGCAAAACCGACAUGGUCCGCUGCAAGAGCAUCGCCGACGAGACGCGCAUACUAGUCGCCACCCACAUGAGCGACGAGCCCGACGUCGAGUUGUUCGCAGACGAUGACGUCGACGAAGCCGCGCCGCCUGUGGGGCAGAACGUCGGCCCGUCAAUACCUGCGAAAUCAACACAGUCCCCCGUUCCACAUGACAGUAACGAAGUCGCCGCCAAUGGCGAUGGAGAACAACAAGAAAAAGACGACGACGACGACGACGACGAAGACGGCGACCGGAUAGAACUAGAAGACGACGUGAGAUUCGAAGAUGUCAAGGGUUUGAACGGCGAGGGCGCUUCGCGACCCACCACGAAGCGCAAACGCGACGACGCGGACUUGGGGGAGAGCGAAGAACACGGUGCCGACGAUAGAAAACGAGUAAAAGUCGAUGGUGGCGCGAACGGAUCCGCGCUGGCAUUCAGCGACGCGACACCGGCCGAGCGGAGUCCGACCCUGACCGCGGGCGGUCCGAGUCGCCCGGGCGAGCAGUUCCACUGGAUGGUCGACGACGACGACGACGAAGACGGCGAAGCGGCUCCCGGCGGCAGCAGCGGCGCAGCGCCCCUAGCGCCGCCACGCGCCGACGACGCCGACUACGGCGAGGACGUCGACGUCGACGACGAGGACGAGGAGUUGCAGAUGAACGUCGGCAGGAUCUACGAGCGGACCCUGGUGCAGCUCGACAGGUCGCUGGGGGGCACGCUUCUCGGCGACUAG